Molecule: messenger RNA, 3696 nt
Organism: Didymodactylos carnosus
Lineage: Eukaryota; Metazoa; Rotifera; Eurotatoria; Philodinida; Philodinidae
Source: the annotation of a GenBank genome assembly
AUGCAUCGUCCAAGUAUGGCUCAUCGUGCUAGUAUAUCUCUUAUUGUAAUUGAUUAUCCAUGGGCAAAAACAAAAGAAGAUGUUUUAGCAUUUUAUAACACUGAUGAAACAAAAGGAUUAUCAGAAGAAAGAGUUAAAAGAGAUUUAGAACGAUAUGGACCAAAUGAAUUACCAGCCGAAGUGGGAAAACCGUUAUGGAAAUUAAUUUUAGAACAAUUCGAUGAUCUUCUAGUCAAAAUUUUACUGGCAGCUGCCUGUAUUUCAUUUGUAUUAGCUUUAUUUGAAGAACAUAAAGAAGGAGAGAGCAUAUUGACUGCAUUUAUUGAACCACUUGUUAUUCUUCUUAUUUUGAUAGCAAAUGCAACUGUCGGCGUAUGGCAGGAGCGUAAUGCUGAAAGUGCCAUAGAAGCAUUAAAAGAAUAUGAACCAGAAGUAGCCAAAGUUAUAAGGCAAAAUAGGCCAGGACAUAUUCAAAUUAUUAAAGCAAAAGAAUUAGUACCGGGUGAUAUUGUUGAAGUAGCUGUUGGCGAUAAAGUACCGGCUGACAUUCGAAUAACAACAAUUCAUUCAACAACAGUGAGAAUUGAUCAAGCUUUGUUAACGGGUGAAUCAGUAUCAGUUAUUAAACACAUUGAGCCUAUUCUGGAUCCAAGAGCAGUCAAUCAAGACAAAAGAAAUAUUUUGUUUUCGGGUACAAAUAUUGCUAGUGGAAAAUGUCGUGGAAUUGUUAUUGGUACUGGUUUGAAUACGGAAAUCGGCAAAAUUCGCUCGGAAAUGGCGGAAUCAGAAGAAGAAAAAACACCAUUACAACAGAAAUUAGAUGAAUUUGGUGAACAGUUAUCAAAAGUGAUCUCAAUAAUUUGCGUAGCUGUAUGGGCAAUCAAUAUCGGCCAUUUUAAUGAUCCCGUUCAUGGGGGAUCAUGGUUAAGAGGAGCAAUUUAUUAUUUCAAAAUUGCUGUAGCUUUAGCUGUAGCAGCUAUACCCGAAGGAUUACCAGCUGUUAUAACAACAUGCUUAGCAUUAGGUACACGUCGUAUGGCGAAAAAGAAUGCAAUCGUUCGCUCUUUACCAUCGGUUGAAACAUUGGGUUGCACAUCGGUCAUAUGCUCAGAUAAAACUGGAACAUUAACAACAAAUCAAAUGUCUGUUUGCAAAAUGUUUGUGUUUAAUAAAGCAGAAGGCAAUGAUAUCCAAAUAGAACAAUUUGAAAUAAACGGAUCCACCUAUGAACCAAGAGGGGAUAUUCAAUUGAAUGGGAAGAAGUUUAAUUGUGCUGAUCGUGGUGGACUCGUUGAAUUAGCAGAAUGCGCAGCAUUAUGUAAUGAUUCAGCCUUAGACUACAAUGAUGGUAAAAAGAUCUAUGAGAAAGUUGGUGAAGCAACUGAAACAGCGUUAACUGUAUUAGUCGAAAAAAUGAAUGUUUUCAGUACGGAUAAAUCUUCUUUAACUCCACAAGAAUUGGCGAUGGCGUCAAAUAUGGUUAUUCGCCAGAAAUAUCACAAAGACUUUACACUCGAAUUUUCUCGUGAUCGAAAAUCAAUGUCUGUUUAUGUAAUACCAACAUCUAAAUCUGGUAGUGGAGCCAAAAUGUUUGUUAAAGGUGCUCCUGAAUCGGUUAUUGAGCGUUGCACGCAUGUUCGAGCUGGCACUAACACAUUACCAAUGACUCCGGCAAUCAAACAAGAGAUAAUGAAAUUAGUUAAAUUAUAUGGAACUGGUCGAGAUACUUUGAGAUGUUUAGCGUUAGGCACAAUUGAUUCACCACCGAAAAAAGAGGAGAUGGAUCUAGAAGACGCAAAAAAAUUUAUUAACUAUGAAACUAAUAUCACAUUUGUUGGUGUUGUUGGUAUGUUAGAUCCACCUCGUGCAGAAGUUGUUGAUGCCAUUGAGCGUUGUCGUAAUGCUGGUAUUCGAGUCAUAAUGAUUACGGGUGAUAAUAAGAAUACAGCGGAAGCUAUUUGUAGAAGAAUUGGAAUAUUCAAAGAAGAUCAAGAUACAACUGGACUAGCAUUUAGUGGUCGUGAGUUUGAUGACUUAAAUAUUGAAGAACAAAGUGAGGCUGUUCGUCGUGCGAAAAUGUUUGCUCGUGUUAAUCCCGCUCACAAAUCAAAAAUUGUCGAAUAUUUACAAUCACAUGGAGAAAUAACAGCUAUGACGGGCGACGGUGUCAAUGAUGCACCUGCAUUGAAAAAAGCCGAAAUUGGUAUUGCCAUGGGUUCGGGUACGGCUGUGGCGAAAUCAGCAGCCGAAAUGGUUUUGGCUGAUGAUAACUUUUCGUCAAUUGUGGCAGCAGUUGAAGAAGGACGGGCGAUCUAUAAUAAUAUGAAACAAUUUAUCCGUUAUCUAAUAUCAUCAAAUAUUGGAGAAGUUGUUUGUAUUUUUUUGACAGCUGCAUUGGGUUUACCAGAAUCAUUGAUUCCUGUUCAGUUGUUAUGGGUUAAUUUAGUUACUGAUGGUUUACCAGCCACGGCACUCGGUUUCAAUCCACCCGAUAUAGAUAUUAUGCAACGACCACCGAGAAAUGGAAGAGAAGCGCUCAUUACACCAUGGCUAUUCUUUCGAUACAUGGCUAUUGGAAGUAAGUUACACAUUCAAUAUUGAUUAGAGUGGAUUGAAGGUGUAUACCAUCUAUAGUGAACAGUAUGAUACGAUAUAUCUUUUUAGCUUAUUUUAGCUUUUAUUUUAGCAUGCAUGGAUUGACUAGUAGCCACUUUCUUAGAUUUCUCUUUUAAAGUUUCUCUAAGUGGAGGAGGAAGGCACAUUCAGCAAGUUGAGAAAUGAUGAAAAUAGUACUCGAAAGAAAUUUCUAGUAAUUUAUGUUACCAUAGAGAGAGAAACCUCUGUAGAAUGCUGAUAUCUGUGAACAUGCAUUUUGACUUUAUUUUUUACUAGCCUAUGUCGGUUAUGCUGUUGUUGCUUCGGCUACAUGGUGGAGUAUGGAUGCAUCGAACGGUCCAAAAUUAACUUACUGGCAACUGGUAAACAUAUCAUACUGAUCUAUCUCUGUUCUUUUCUAGACUUUUUGAAAUGUACAAAUGCACAUUAACCUGCGUUCAUUUAGCUAAUAUUUUUCACUUUCGUAUAAGGUUAUAAUCACCAACAUAGAGUGUCAUUUGUCAUUUCACUGAAGUCAUUUCAGUAUGAUGAUUUAUUUUUAUUUUAACAUUGAUUUUAAUUAAUCCUGUGUGUUUUUUCUUUUUCUUUCUCGUUUGAAGCCUACGUCGGUUUUGCCACGGUCGGCUCAUCAUGCUGGUAAAUAACAAAAAAGUUCUGCGAAGUCAGUCUAUAAAUACUCCAGAAACCUUUGCAUUUUAGGUGGUAUGUUUCAUACCACGAUGGACCAUUACUGACUUGGUCUCAGUUGGUGAGAUAGAGAAGGAUGCUGUAUUUAGCCUUCAUAAAUAAGUCUGCACUUAUUUAUACGAAUAUUUGUAUUGCAAGAGAGAGAAAACUCUCUCUCGUGCAAAUAAUAGCAUACUCUCAUUUUCAUGGUGUUAAAAAAGAUAAAUAUGUUUAACAUGCAGUUGGUUUGAUUUUGUAACCUAACUAAGACCUCAUAUACGCCUACCGCAACGCACUAACUGAGAAAUACACAUGCUUGUAAAUCAAAAGCACUGUGAAUCGAGGAGAAAAUAUCUGCACCCUGGGUAGUUUUGUUUCUGAUUUACUAAUAUUGAAGUCCAGAAUUUAACGCUA